This is a messenger RNA of Echinostoma caproni, 624 nucleotides long. The record is from the annotation of a GenBank genome assembly. NCBI's taxonomy places the organism in Eukaryota, Metazoa, Platyhelminthes, Trematoda, Plagiorchiida, Echinostomatidae.
AUGGGUAUUGGAAUGGGCUUGGCCAGUGGUGUGGCGGCCACAAUCAAUGCAGCGUUGUUUCAAAGCAGUGGCGGUGGUUCCCAUAAUAACGGUCCGAUUGCAAAAGCCCCGGGUCAUUCGCCCACUGUGACUGCGGCCGUAGCGGCCAGUAUGCGACCGAGGCCACUGAAGGAUCUGGGUAUUCACCAGGUCGAGAGUUCAGACGGGACUCACGUUUAUCAAAGUCGAUCUGCACGACAAGCAAGACAACGUGAAGAAGAGCUGGAACGUGUUCGUCGUGAAGCCGAAGCCAAAGUGCUGGCAUUACAAGCCACUGUAGGUGGCCGACGACGUCGACGAGGUCGUGAACGGGACCGCAGACCACGUGAACUCGGUAACGGGGAUAUGGCAGGGGACUGGCAUAAUGGUCAGGCGGAAUACGGUUCUUCACUGGAACGUGAACGGGUACACGGCACACGACAUGGUUCUCCACCACCGGUAGGACCGGUAACUCACCGCUACGCAAUGCCAGACGAUUAUGGAGAUACGGGUGAUCGGUACGGAUCUGGCGGUCACGAGGACGGUUAUGCAAAGAGUAGGCAACCGGUCACUAAUAUGGUUCGUGCCUGUCCACCAGAUGAUUAA